Messenger RNA from Cryptosporidium muris RN66, 3657 nucleotides. Its product is annotated as peptidase M16 inactive domain-containing protein. The record is from RefSeq and is a predicted model, not a curated record. The transcript has a single exon. Gene Ontology annotation, molecular function: metal ion binding. The coding region runs from base 1 to 3657 and encodes 1218 amino acids. NCBI's taxonomy places the organism in Eukaryota, Apicomplexa, Conoidasida, Eucoccidiorida, Cryptosporidiidae.
AUGAGUAUGAAUACUAACUUCUGUUUAAUAGAAUCUUUAAAUAUAGAAGAUUAUGCAAGGCUGGAAUUUUACCAACACAAUAGUGGACUAGUUGUAGUUUUAAUGAAGGAAAAUCUCAAGACUGGGCCUCCAUAUAGAAACUUCAGCGUAACCUUUAUAACUGAACCUUAUAACGAUAUGGGAAUACCCCAUGCACUUGAGCAUAUGUUAUUUUUUGCAAGCGAAAAUUUUCCAUAUAAUGGAAUAAUUACAAAAAUUGCAAAUAGAUUUCUUGUUCCAGUAGUUAAUGCAUUCACUCAUUACGAUUAUACAUCGUAUGUUUUGGAAUGCAUUGGAGAUGAUGGGCUUUAUACUUUAAUGGAAAUAUUUCUGGAUCAUGUAAUCAUGCCUAAAUUCUCCCAAGAAAACUUUUUAACAGAGGUUGUUCACAUGGAUGAAAAUGGCGAAUAUCAUGGGGUCGUAUAUUCUGAAAUAACUGCUAGUGAAAAGAAUAUUCAUGGAGUUAUUGAUAGUUUGGUUCCUUUUUAUACAUAUUGUGACUUGAAUAUGAGUUCUGUAUCAAAUAUUAACUUAGGUUCUUCCUCAAGCUUAAAUCACAAUAAUUAUGAUAAGAAUGAUCCAUUUGGAUUAUACAAUAAAAUAAUAUCUGAACAUAAUGGGGGUUCACCGUAUAUAUUUCCAUGCUCAGGAAUAACUAGAAGCCUUAUGAAUUUGAAGUUAGAGGAUAUUAAAAAGUAUCAUGAAAAAUAUUAUAAAUGGAAUAAUGCAUUUGUUUUUAUUUCUGGUAACAAUAUUGAUAACUCACAAAUAUUCAGUAUUAUUCAGAAGUGUAUUGACAGGACAUAUAAGUGUAUGGAGUUAGACACACUUAAUACAGAGAAGAAUAUUUAUGUAGAACAUACAUCACAAAUAGAGCCCAGUGAAAAGCAUCAUUUAAAUAAAAUACCAAAGAUUUCUCUAGCUAAUCGUCCACAAUACUUUAUGGAGAUCCCAAAAAGAGAAUCUCCUAUAGAAGUAACUAUUCCAUAUUCUAGUGAAGAUGAGGAAAUGGGAUAUAUUUUUAUGACAUGGCUAAUUGGUAAAUAUGAAAAUCUUGAAGAGACAGCUGCAGUUUCAUGUCUACUUCAUUAUCUGUGUAUUGGAAAUGAAUCUCUAUUUAUCAAGAAGUUAGUGGAUAAGCUUGGAAUUUGCUCUGACAUAGAUAUAGAAAAUAUAUCUAAUAGAUAUCGUUACCACUAUAUUUCACUCGAAUCUGUUAAUCUUGACUAUUUCGAUUUAGCCAUAAGUACAGCAAAAGAAAUCCUUAUUGAAAGUCAGAAAGAAGAGAAUUUUGAUUUGGAUAGGAUUAGAUGUAAAACUGAAGGACUUUAUUACGAGUAUCUAUCUUCACUUGAAAAUAAAGGUCCUAGUAUAAUUAAUGAACAAUUAAUUGGUUUUGUUGCUUAUAGUAUGAAACCUGAGUUAUUGAAUAGUAUAUGUAAUUUUCAUUUUAUUUAUAAAGGCCUAUUAGAAAAGGAUUCAAAGUAUUGGUUGAUGUUAUUGAGGAAAUUUUUUAAUCCUGAUAGCUUUAAUUGCAUUAAGUUUGUUCCAAGCUUAAAAGCUACUGAAUUUACUGAAAAUCAAUAUAGAGAAAAGAAACUCCAAAAUAUUAAUUUACUAAAAAGUGAAGGGUUACUUAAAAAUAAGAAGCAAAUUCAAGAUGCUAUUGAAUACAAUAGUAAACAAAUGCCACCAAUGCAUAUUAUUGAGUCUUUUGAGCUAUCAAAAUUUACCGAGGUUUCUCUUAAUAAAGCUUGCAUUUAUACUAAUAUAGGAAACAAUACAUCAUGCAGAAAUAACUUGAAAUAUUUGGAUGAAAAUUCCAAGGAUUCUGGUAGUAGUAAAAAAGAAAUAAGCACCCUUAAUAUACUUAAUAAUCCAUCCGAUAAUUUAGUAAAUUUUAAAGUUUUAGAUGAAGAUUUUUACUGUACAUAUUGUUUAUUAGAUUCUCCUACUUCAAAAUUUGCCCAUUUACAAAUUAAGUUUAACAUUCCAGACUAUUUCACUCCAUAUCAACGAGUUCUCACUACUCUUAUUGUUGAGCUCUUCUUUCAGACAUCUGUUAAUAUUGUUGAGCCUUGUGACAAAGUUAAUACAAGUUAUACAAAUCAUAUAUAUUUACCGAAAAUUCCAGAAUAUGGUUCCUAUGUUGAAUUUGAUAAAUUUGAUCAGCUACUUUCUACAUUUUGCAUACAUCACAAUGCCAGCAUUGGAAAUAACUCUUUGAUGGAGUUUACAACUAUUACUAACCAGAUUGAAAUAAAUUGGACAACUUCAAUUGAAUAUAUUUGCGAAUCUUGUAUAUUAAUAUUGAGUGGGAUUUGUGGAAUGGAUAUUACAUCCUCUAGAAUAUCUACAAUAUCCAGACGUCUUAAAAGUACUAUUGGUGAUAUGAAACUUGAUGAAGUUACAAUUGCUACUUCAGUAUCAAAUGCUCUAUGUUAUAGUUCCAAUUCUUCUUUAAAUUUAUCUAGCAUUCCUUGUACUGAGAAAAUAGUAAAAUACAUAUUAUCAUCACCUGAAAAAUAUUUGGCUGAUAUUAUUAGUACUUAUGAACUUCUUAUUGACUCUUUCUUUUCAAGCAAUGUAAGAAACAAAUUCUUAUUUUUUGUAAUUGCCCCUAAACACUGUACUCCUAAUAAUCUCCCAAGGUACUUAAUACCUAAAGGCAGUAUACCAUUUCAUGGAAAUAAAUCUAACCAAAUAUCUAUACCAAUAAAAGAAGAUUGUGAAGUGAAAAAAAAACUUGUGGCAGUUUCAUCUUUAAAAUACUCAAAUCUUAAUCUAUCACUCCCAUGGAAUUUGAUUCCCACUUUAAUGCCAUUACAGACUAGUCAAAAUCUAGGUAAAAAUAAUAUUGAUAUGCCAUUAAAAAAGUAUGGAAAUAUUAUAUUCCUUAAAUUACCCAGUGUAAGCUCUUCAUGUGUGAUACAGACUGCAAAUAUAUACUCUCUGGAUGGGACUUUUUUACCAAAUGAGACUCACUUCUAUAAUCCAAAUAUACCUGCUCUUUGUAUACUAGUUGAUUAUUUUUGGCAUGAUGAUGGUCCACUAUUUAAACUUAUCCGUGGAAGUGGAAUUGCAUACUCUGGUUCUUUUUCAAUUUGUUUAGUUACUGGAAAACUAUUCAAUUGUAUUUGUGAAUCAACAUCACUUGCUAGAUGUUUAGUUACCACUUGGGACUUAUUAGAAGAUAUGAUUGAAUCAUGCGAUAAAUAUAUUGAUUUAGAUACUGCUAAGAGAUAUGCAGCUUUAAACUUUAUAUCUGAUCAUAAGAGCUUUUCCAAAUGGGGAAAAGAUAUUAGUUCUAAUCUAAACUAUGGAAUACCACCCUCUUAUGAUGAGUACAUGAUAUCUCAAUUUUCAAAAGUCACAAUGGACGAUAUUAAUCGAGUUGCAAAAAGAUAUUUACCUUUACUUUUACCCAGGAAUAUUUUGAAUAGCAUGCAGUGCAGUACAGUAUCCAUGUGUGGAGAUCAAAACUCUGCUAAUGAGGUGAAAAAGAUGUUUGAUAGUGAUUAUCCUCAUAUUAAAGUCAAUUUUCUAACAUAUAGCCAAUUUUCAAAUGCACUAACAUCUACCAAGACAUUUCUAAAUAUAAUAGAUGACAAUAAAUGA